This is a messenger RNA of Catharus ustulatus (Swainson's thrush), 6243 nucleotides long. RefSeq names its product holocarboxylase synthetase (gene HLCS). Gene Ontology annotation, molecular function: biotin--[biotin carboxyl-carrier protein] ligase activity. The transcript has 11 exons. Gene Ontology annotation, biological process: protein modification process. Gene Ontology annotation, cellular component: cytoplasm. NCBI's taxonomy places the organism in Eukaryota, Metazoa, Chordata, Aves, Passeriformes, Turdidae. The record is from RefSeq and is a predicted model, not a curated record. Bases 1 to 2571 code for a protein of 856 amino acids.
AUGCUGAUCACGCUGUGCUACCUGUACCUGUGGGCGCGCUGGGGGCCGCGCUCGGCCGCGCUCGUCCGCAGCACCGUGCGGAGGCUGCACCGCACCCGCUGCUCCUUCACCUUCUGCGCCCGCCAGCCGCAGCCCGAGGAGCGCGUGUGCCUCCGCAUCGGCGGAAAGGUGUUCUGCACCGGCGAGGCGCAGUUCCUUGAUGACUUAAACAGGUGGAGUGCUCUUCUCAUUUCCCCCUUUAUCCACCCUGAGAGGCUGCUGCCAGCAGAGCACAUUGCUUUUGUGACAGAAACCAUUUCUGCUCAGACAGAGAACGUGCAGAGAGGACCUGACUCCUCAAAGGAGAUUGUGAAGUGGUCAGACUUUUGUUCACCCUUGGCCUAUAAACCUGGUGAACCUUUUAAGUUAAUUGCUGAAGCCAGUGUAGAUAAUUUCAGUAGCCUUGGAAUAGCCUUCCUGGAAGACAGGCUGCAGAUGGAUAACGGGAUGGUGCCACACAGGAUUGUUUCUGUCCAUUUAGAGGAAUCUACUCUGAAGGAGUUGACAAAGGAAAAAGAGGUGAAAGAGAAAAGCCCAGACAUGGAUGCGGUAAAUCCUGCAGGGAAAUCAGGAUCAGGACGAGGUGAGGAGAAGAAAUCCAAGCAGAAAGAAGAAGAAGGGAGGGAGCAGGAGGAGGCAGGAGCUGGGGAACAGCAUCACUUGCACCUCUCCAGCUGCCACGAGUGUCUGCAGCUUGAGAACAGCACCAUUGAAUCGGUGAAAUUCGCCUCCGCCGAAAACAUCCCCGAGCUUCCCGACCACUGCAGCAGCACCACGCAGGAGAAGGAGGAGGAAUGUGUGCAGAAAGGAGUAAAAAGAAUAAACCUCUCUGGGAAACCCCCUAAUAUACUGAUUUACCUGGGCUCUGAGGCUGCCAAGGAGAGGUUGGAGCAGGUGAAAUUGGUGCUGAGGGAAUGCGUGGAUGCUGAGAGCUACACCAUGUACCAGCUGCAGCAGGAGCAGGUGCUCAGGGAUCCCUGGGUGGAAAACUCCCUGCUGCUGGUCAUUGCCACAGAGGAGCCCAUUCCUGAGGCCAGCCACCAGCAAUUUAUGACAUUUCUGUCCAAAGGGGGGAAGAUUCUUGGGCUUUCUUCGUCCUUCACGUUUGGGGGCGUGCAGAUAAAGCAGAAGAACAAGCUGAGGAAGGCAGUGCAUGAGCUGGUGGUGGCUAAAAAGGACAGCACUGAGGUGAAGCUGAACCUCCUGGUCAGUGGCUGUGUGUUUGAGGAGGGGAUGAAGGGAGAUCCCAGCACAGUGAAGGUGUUGAGUCGAUUAAAUAACGCUGAUAAAGACGCAGUCAUGGUCCAUCUGACUCACGGCAGCAGCGGAGGAGAAGCCAUCCUGUGCCAGGCUCAUUUGGAGCUGGACAGCAAUUCCAUGGAUGUGCAAAGUGAAGAGGAUUUUAAUUUGCUCAAGAUGAGCAAUUCCACGAGAUGUGAAGUUCUCAAGGAGAUCCUGACAGGCCUUGGGCUGAGCUGUGAAUUGAGUGAAAUUCCUGCUUUAACUCCCAUUUAUCUGCUCUCUCCUGAUGAGGAAAUCCAUCUUGCUUUCCUGAAAUGGCUGGAGGGAAACGUGGAUGCUGAGGGACUGAGGCCAUCCAGCAAGGUGUCUCUGAAAUUCGUUUCUUCCUGGGAGUCCAAAGUGGAGGUGACUCCAUCCCUGAUGCCAGUGGUCACGGAGAUGGGGAGUUUCUCCUCAGAACAUUUCAGCCUGGAGAUUUAUCAGCAGCAUCUGCAAACCAAGAAGCUGGGAAAGAUCCUUCUUUUCACUGAGGUGACCACGACAACCAUGAAUCUGCUGGAUGGGUUAAUGUUCGAGUUGCCUGAGGAGAUGGGUUUAAUAGCAGUGGCUGCUCGACAAACACAAGGGAAAGGUCGUGGUGGGAAUGCUUGGCUCAGUCCCCUGGGCUGUGCCCUGUGCACUCUGCACAUCUCCAUCCCUCUGCAUUCCAACCUGGGCCAGAGAAUUCCUUUUAUCCAGCACCUGGUGUCCUUGGCAGUGGUGGAGGCAGUCAGAUCCAUACCAGGAUAUGAGGACAUUGAGCUGCGAGUUAAGUGGCCAAAUGACAUUUACUACAGUGAUCUGAUGAAGCUCGGUGGAGUUCUGGUAAACUCAACACUCAUUGAAACAACAUUUCAUAUUCUCAUUGGCUUUGGGUUUAAUGUGAAUAACAGCAACCCCACCAUCUGCAUCAAUGAUCUCAUUGCAAAGUUUAACAGGGAAGAGGGGACAGAGCUGAAGCCUCUGAGUGCAGAUUGUCUCAUUGCAAGGACUGUGACUGUGCUGGAGAGGCUCAUUGAGGUUUUUCAGGAGAAGGGCCCCAAUGGAGUUCUUCCCCAGUACUACAAGUACUGGGUGCACAGUGGGAAGCAGGUGCAGCUGCACAGCGAGCACGGCCCCAUGGCCUGGAUCGUUGGCAUCGAUGACUACGGAUACCUGCAGGUGCACCAGGAGGGCAAGGGCGUGGAGUCUGUGCACCCUGAUGGCAACUCCUUUGACAUGCUGAGGAACCUCAUCGUCCCCAAGCACUGACAGCCCCCAGGGAGCUCUGGGCACUGCCACCUCAGCCCCUGCAAGGUGGGAAGGGGAGCCCUAAGUUUGAUUUUUUUUUUUUUUUUUUCCUUCUGAUUCUCUGCUUUGUGUUUGCUGUGGGGAGCUUCAGCAGUGAGAAGAGGUGGUGACCUCCCAGCUGAAGGCCUUUAUUCUGCUCAUUCACUUUAAAACACACCUCUGUUGCCAUUCUUUGUGAGGAUCUGUUCUUUUCAAGGAGUCUGAUUGCAAAGGAGUAUUUUUGAUGAACAGAGCUUUCUCUUCAUUUACACCCUUGGAGAGACUGAAGUGGCUUGAUAUUUCCUUUUUUUUUUUUUGUUUCUGAGUGAUUUAGCACAGCGCAGGACAUUAUUUACUUUUUUACUUUGAUUUUUUUAAGAUUAAAUUCUGUUUUUCUGUGUUUUCUGCACUAAAACCAGCUGGAACAUCACAUAUUCCUGAAUUGCUGGGAUCACCACUGUGCUUAAUUCCAGGUCUGAGUGAAGAUCCUUGCUGAUUUGGUUCUUCUCUGUGCAGACCUCUACAAUAAUUCACCAACCUGUGCUUUGAUCUCAGCUCUUAAUGGCUGCCUUGAGUUUUUGGGAGAAUAUUCCAUCAGCACCUAGGAGCUGGGCUUGGUUAUCCAAGUGAUUUGCACUCUGCUGUCCUCAGUCUGUUGGAUCUGAGUAAAUCAUCUCAUCUGUCCUUCAAAUCAUGGUUUUCCAAGAGGGUUCAGCCCCUGGAAGAAAAACCCACUGGAGCAGUGUCACACCCAGGUUACUGCAGAAUCCCAUCUCAGGGGAUGGAACCUCUAAUUAAUUCAGAAUUUAGUGGUAAUUAUGUCAUUAUCUCAAUGAAGUUAAGUGAAUAAAUAAGGGGAAUAAAUCAAAUUCCCUGCUGCAAACAGCUACUCCAGUGAAAAAGAGAAAUCACACCAUUCCCCCAUGUCCAAAUUCUCUUCCACAGCUCUGUUGUCACCCCUUUUCCCAAGCCAGUGUCUGGAUUUGCUGCUGAGCACUAAAAACAAGAGCUUAAACACCUGCUGACCUGAAAUCAGCUCAUUUUUGGGGCUGCCUGCACAUUCCCAGGUGGGAGGAACAGCUGGGAAUUCUCCUGGAGCAGCCAUAAGGGAGCUUGGUGGGGUUUUCUCCCCAGAAAAUUCUGUGCCAACCAGGAUUGUCCCAGGUGUGGUGUGGACACCUUAAUUUCUUUUCUUUUUUAUUUUUUUUUCCUGGUGGAUCAGCCAGAUUGGUUUCCAGAAAGGAAACCAUUCUCUGCUAGCCAGAAAUGGGGUUUUUAGGUUAAAGUUCACCUCAUAAACUAUCCAAACAUUUUAGAUUGUUUCAGCUCCAAAGCCAAGAAAUCUUAAAACAAGGAAACUCUUCUGUGAUGGUAAUUUUGACCAAUCCUCACAUAUUAGGGUUUAGGUGGUUUUGGCAGCAAGGGUAGAAAUUAAAUUGUCCCUGUUCAAUUUAGGAUUUUAUGCUCCAUCUCACAGAAGAUUUAUCCUGAUUGUCCAAACCCUGCUGGGGGUUUUAUCCCAUGAGGCUGCACACCAGCAUCUCCUGGAACUGUUAAUUACCAUAAUUAACAUGGUGCACCAAGUUUAGCUUUUCCCUACCUGAUGCUUUCAACACUGCUUUGGGCUGAGAACAUUUGGCAGCUACCUUUGAUAUCAGAAUUCAAUAUUAUUGCAUGUUGUAAUCAACUGAAACUCGAGUCUGGCUUAAUAAAGCUUCAAUCAAAAGAAGAAACCAUGUAUUUAUAUAUAGAUCUAUAAAAAAUGGGUGUGCACAUUCUUCCUGCUGCAUCCUCAUUUAUUUUCUGCCUUUUUCUUCAUGAGCAAACUGUGCUGCUGCAGGAGAGCAGAGCUCUGGUGCUGCUUUUCCAGCCACAGAGUUUUACAAAACUUCACCUUAACCCAGAAUUUGUAGUUAAAAGUCUCUCAGCUUUAGGAUUUGACUGUAGGAGGCACCUUUUGGGUUUUGUUCAUGAGCAGCCAGGUCCUGCCUCAGCUUGGGGCUUGAGUGGCUUCCUUAAAACUUCUCUUCAAAUUUCUUUCUCCCUUCACUGGGGGUCAAAAAAAGGUGGGGAAAAGGAUAAAACAUGAGAAUUUUGGAAGGGCAGAAUGAGUUUGUAAAGCUCCAGUGGCUGAGCAGCAGCAGAGGGAUUUUUUAACAGCAAAAUGCUGCAACAUUUCCUGGUUGGUGUUGGUCCUUUUGUGGCUGCCUUAACGAUGAGCUGGUUCUAUUCUCACUUGGAGUUGUCAGAUUAUUCCCAAAAUUUUUGCACUGGGAAGAAACUUGGAGUGGAAUUUCCUUAUCUCCCCAAUCCUGGAUGUGCCAGAGCACAGAGGGAGCUGUGGGAGCCACUUUGCCUUUUCAGUGACCUCUCCUGGUGUCUCAGACUUCAGGCUGGGUUUGGAUGAAGGAUUUGUUGUUUGCCUUCAGAAGAACCAAAGACAAGGAGAACUCCCAUGGGCCAAGGAGCAGCUGGAUGAAAUCCUUGUGGAUGAGUCCUUGGAGAAGCCCCUGACUCAGUCAGGGAGAUGGGAAGCACAAGAGUCUGACCCAAAAAGCCACAACGUUUUUGCAGGAAAAUCCUUGUUUUUCUUGUUCCCCAUGUGUGUGACAGACAAAUGUGGUGUGGGGUGUCCCUGGAUGUGGGGAUGGAGAGAUCAGCCAGCUCCAGGCCCAGGAAUAAUGCACUGAAAAUGUUUCAUUUCAUUCAGCUGUCUGGAUUAGUAAAACACCUCUUCCAUUGUGAGGCUGAGCUCAUAUCUUAAACUAUUUUCUUGAUGAAGUGCUUUCAAAAAACCCAUUUAUUACCAUGUCCAUAUUUCUGUGACUUCAUUUUUUUUUAAAUUUUUUUUUCCCUGCUGGGCUCUGGUAGAACAUUUCUCAUGGUGAAAACAUUUGUGGGGGUUGUUUAUUGAUAGGAAAACUUCUGGGUGUGUUGGCACGUGUGCGAGGCCGGGGUGGGUCGUGCCCAGUCAGCAACAAAGCUGCUUCCAAAGGUUUGAAAAAGUAAUAAUGUACUUCACAUUUCAGAGUCCAGGCAGCACAUCCUGCUUCUAGUAAAGCUUUUAUAAGACUUCAGAGCUUUUUUUUUUUUUUAAAUAUAUCCAACAAAUCAAGGGCUAUUACCUGGAAAUAAUAUUAAAGCAUUUAAUACUUUAUGCUGCUGCUUCACUGUGCAAAAAUUCGUUUCUUUGCUUUGUCUUGAUUCAGCUGCAUCAGCAGCCUGGAAAAAAAUUUACUUUUUGCAACUCCUUUGGAGCUCUCUAUAAUCAAAAUAUCUGUCAUGGGAAAGAUUUGUGCUGGUUCCUGGGGGUAACUGGUUUGAUAAAAACAUUUGCAUGUCUAAGUGGUGGUGGGGAUGCACUGCCUUGAUCAGACACCAAAGAAAUUAAAUCUGGGCCCAGGAAAGAGCAGAGGUCAAAAAAUGAUGGAGAAAAGAGAACUGCAGGGAAGAAUUGUCAAGUGCUGAGUAUCUCAUUAGUGAUUCUGUGUUAUUUGCAUUUUCCAAAUGUCUUCUUUUAAAAUGCAGUGUCUUCAUUUAAAAUGCAACGUGGCAAAAAUACAGUAAAUUUUACAAAAAUAUCUCUGUGUGUUUUAUAGUACAUUAAUUGUCAAUUAUAGAACAUGUCACAGUUGAAAUAAAUUUUAAAACAUC